CAGACUCAGACCAGCAGCUCAGCUCUCAACUUUCGUCGAUGGCGAAAUGCAGCAAGAUCCACAACAUCGUCUUGCUCCGGCAGACCCUGCGACGGUGGCGCUCCCGUGCCGCGGCGCGCGCUGCUGCGGGCGACGGCGCGGUGUCGGUGCCGGCGGGGCACGUGGCGGUGUGCGUGGGCGGCGCGUCGCGGCGGUUCGUGGUGCGGGCGGCGCACCUGAACCACCCCGUGUUCCGGGAGCUGCUCCGGCGGGCGGAGGAGGAGUACGGGUUCCCGUCCGGCGCGUGCGGCCCCAUCGCGCUCCCCUGCGACGAGGACCGCUUCCGGGACGUCCUCCGCCGCGUCUCCUCCGAGGAGCGCCGCGGCGUGCCGGCCGCCAACAGCCGCGACGUGGCGACGCGGCCGUUGCUUCAGAGGGUGGCGGCGGAGGAGCUCGUGUGGUAACCGAUCGAUGGAAGCCACACGGAUUGGCCAUUCAUACGUGCUCUGUUCUCACAUGAGAUAGCCCUGGCGAUGUGACUCCGGCGGCGGCAGUGGAGGAAGCAGCAGCUGGUCUUCCGGACGCGGAAAUGGCGAAAGCAUGCCGCAGCCUGGAAGACACCACCCGCCCGUGCGCACGACAGGUGCCCGAGGUAUUGAAGGACGUGGUCUGGUGCCCGGUGUAGCGGCCAGCGGCGCCCCGAAACACGAAUCGGGGACGGUGCCGCGGGUGAGCAACCGAGGCUCUGUAAGGCUUGAAAAGUUGACUGCAGUUAGGAGAAAUCUGUAGUGAUUAGUUAAAGAUGAAGAUGACGGUUUUUGUGAUUGUCGUAAUUAAUCUGUAGCAUUCCUUGCCGGUAAUGAUAA
This is a messenger RNA of Triticum aestivum (bread wheat), 845 nucleotides long. RefSeq names its product indole-3-acetic acid-induced protein ARG7-like. The transcript has a single exon. The record is from RefSeq and is a predicted model, not a curated record. NCBI's taxonomy places the organism in Eukaryota, Viridiplantae, Streptophyta, Magnoliopsida, Poales, Poaceae. Bases 39 to 443 code for a protein of 134 amino acids. Gene Ontology annotation, biological process: response to auxin.